Fusarium poae is the source of this 4095-nucleotide messenger RNA. RefSeq lists its product as uncharacterized. The record is from RefSeq and is a predicted model, not a curated record. Gene Ontology annotation, molecular function: protein binding. NCBI's taxonomy places the organism in Eukaryota, Fungi, Ascomycota, Sordariomycetes, Hypocreales, Nectriaceae. Bases 1 to 4095 code for a protein of 1364 amino acids. The transcript is spliced from 2 exons.
AUGGCUGAUGAACCCGAUUAUGAGCCCUCAGAAGCAUCUAGCUAUGAUCCUGCGGCGGCUUUACUCGACAACAUCUCCCAGCCUUCAAAGAAACGGCGCCAGUCGCUGGAUUCUACGGAUGCCCAGCAACCCAAGAAAGUGAGGCUUGGGGGAGCUGGAGCUGAUCCUACUGUUCCCAAGGAGUACCACGAGCUGGCGGUGAACCGAGCCAAGCAGCUUCCAGGAGAGAUAUGGCAACAUAUCUUCACCCUUGUACCACCCAGGGACCUGGGUCGUUUGUUGAUUGUCAACAAACUUUUUCAUGUUUUUCUUAGCCCUUCUGCUGCUGGUUCUACCCAGCAACCCAGUGAUGUGCCGUCCUCCCUUCCGCCCCUGAAGCCAGAUGCCAUAUGGCAAGCUUCAAGGAGGCUUUUCUGGCCCCGCAUGCCUGCUCCUCUAAAAGGGAAGUCCGAACUACAAAUGUGGCGUCUUGUCUGCUCUACAUCUUGUCAGUUGUGUGGUACCAAGGGCCAGAAGAACCCCCGAUCUUCAAAGAGCGAAGCAUGGCGUAGUGGUCCUGGCCCAACUGAUGUUUGUCCCAUUUUUCCAUUUUGCAUCUUCACCUGCGGCAACUGUCUGAAGAAGAAUGGGGUCAGAGAAAUUGAUCUCUUACUUUCUUCGAUCUUCCCUUCCUUUCUUCUUCCUGCUCUUCCUCCUAUUCUGGUGGAUACAGAUAUGCAUGUCAUACUUCCCCGUGCCAUGCAGAUGGGAACACUCCCUCCCGACACUCAGGUCACUAAACUAUUCUGGGCAGAUCACGUUGAACAAGUCAAGGCAGAAUUCACAAGCGUCAAGGCACUGGGUUCUGCUGCCGCUGAAGAGUGGAUCAAGGGUUUAGAAAUUCGUGGGAAGCAGGUUUUGGUAGACGCCUCUCGCUGGGAGAAGUGGGCUGGCGCCGGCGGAAUUGCUCAUAUACGAGAAGAACAUGUUGCAGCCGAGGUUGAUAUCUCAGCCUCUGCUACAUUCUUCCCUGCCACUUCUUUUUCUGAUAAGCCUUUGUUAAGUGUCACCCCGAAGACUGACAAGCAACAAUCGCAAAUAUCCAACAAUGUUGAGCGGAAUGGUUCUUCGUUACUCCUGGAAGUAAACUCCCAACUACCACAGGCUCCAGCGCAACAAAAGCGGACCAAAGAAGAGGCUGCUCGGCUCAAGGCCCAAAGGCGAGCUGAUAUCGAACGUCGGGCCAUGCUGCUUGACCCUCCACUGACUGCAGAUGUCCUGACCCACAUUCCAUCUUUUCAAGCAGCUCUCCAGCUCAUCACACCACUCGAUGAUGGCGCUUGGGAACUAUUGAAGCCCCGCCUGCUUGCCCAGAGAGAGGAAGCUGAGCAGCGGGCAAAACAGACUAGCACAAGCACCCAGGGCCCUCAGGGGGGACCCGGCAAGAAGGAAAUCGAGAAGAAACCUUCUAGGGAAUCAAGGGAAGUUGCUGAUGAGGAAUGGGAUGAAACCCAAGGUCCUGUUCGAACUCGCAUAUCAGAAUAUGCUGACGAAAUCAUCGAGAGUUGGAACAAUGGUGCUAAGAUCAAGAGGAAGAUCUGCCCUCAAUUUGCUGCAGAUAUCUUGCUCCAUGUUCGCAAACGAUUUUACGCCGAGGUUGCAAAAGACAGGGCCGCAUUGGUCGCUGCCGGGAAAAGGCCAAUCGUUGAGCCUCCAGAAGGUCCCUGGACUCAAAAAUUAACUUUGGAAAAUAUGAAGUGGGUUUUUGACGUUAAGGUCAAGCCUCGUACCGAGUCGCUGCGUAAGGAGUUGUUCCUUUGCAAUGGCUGCCCCGGUGGAACCGGAAUGCUCAAGUUCUUCGGGUUCGAAGGCGUACUUCAACACUAUGCAGCAAAACAUACGACUGCUCUUAGUCUGGGCAAUGUCGUAGUGCAUUGGAGAGCAGAAUGGCCAGAGGUGCCACCCUUCUGUCCUGACCCUCGAAUGAAGGAAAAGACCUACUAUGAGAAAGGUCCGUCCAACUCUCAGCAGUCUAAAGACAUUCCGCUUCAACAAGCCUAUCCGGGCUUCCAAUCGGGUCCGCCAACAGGAUAUCUACCUCCUGUCUAUGGUGCAGAAGCACCAACUAUGCCACCUUACCUUGCUGAACCUCGUAUGCCAAUACCCCAUGUGACUCCAUACGGUCAAGCCGGAGCUCAUGCGUACGGUGGGCCAUACUUAGGUCAGCCUUACAAUGAUACUGCGACAUAUGGCUCCAAUCCUCAGCGGUUCCCUCUAGAAAUGCCCCACGGCUCCCAUAACCACCCGAACGAUUACUCUAUGCCUGUGCCUCCAGUCUCUGGUCACCUUGAUUAUGAGCCAUAUCCUAGUCACAACGACAUCAACGGUGCCACAUCAACCAGCAUGCCUCAGCAAACCCAGCCUGAUACCAUUACCAGAUCUACUCAUUCUGCAUGGUCUACGGUCGGCCAGAACAAAAAGAUACCUCCCCCAGUCAGAGCCCUUUCGGUGAUCCACCACGCUGCCAAAACUUUCAGAGAUACGCAUCAUGAGCCAUUGUCAUUGGGUAUGUUCAUCGAUGCCAUAGCGAAAAGUAGAAAGCUGCGUACGUUUCGAUCGCUCAACGGAGUCGCAUGUAGAGCGUGUGACAGUGAUGUCUUUCAUCUGCCCAAACUGGCCAGCCAUUUCAAGGCAGUACACGAAGACCUACCCAUAAGUCAAGGACUGGCAUCAAUGAACUGGCUAAAAGACAUGAUUAAACUGCCGGAAGAAGAGCGUUUGGCUGGGUUAGUGGGCAUACUACGCGAGGACACGGCUGCAUACUCUUUAGUAGAAGAGGCUAUCCCCUGGGUAUUUGAACAGGCUUUUGUGGACAAGUAUGGUUCAAGGCCUUCGCAGACAAGGUCCAACAAUACUCUUUCUGUCCAAGAGCCGAAACAGCUCCCUCCUCAAGCUACGGCUUUCGUUACAGACAAUCCACCCCAGGAGGGGCGUUUACAGAACACUGCUGCGCAGGUAGACAACACGCAACAGCCUGACCAUCUCCUUUCCUCAACCCAACCCCAGUCAGCAAUGCCACCACCAUUCACUGCGUCUUUACCCGCUCGGUUACAAGUUGAGUCUGGGCCAGAUAUAGCGCCUCUUCGCCCAGCUAGUGAAGUUUACGGUCGUAAAACACACCAAGCUUCAACAGUCAAGUCCAGGCCUGUUGAUCCCGCAAAAAUUGAUGUUUCCAGAACGGAUGACCACCCAAAGUCAGAGCUUGAACAACUACGCGAGUCAGCAAAGGAAAGAGGAAACCGUGGUGCCAGAGGCAAGACUGAACACAAGCUCGCAGCUCAUCGCCCUUCCCACCAUGCAAAACCCCGACAUUGGCGUGACGAACUGUCAUCUGAUCACCGAGAUGCACGAGAGCAACGAUAUUCGGGCACAGAGCCGGUCGGACAUCGCGACAGGAGCGCCUCAGUAGGAAACCGGCCGCACGAAAGCCAUCCUCCAGACAGUAUGAGGGUGAAUGCAACACUCGGUUACGUCGAGGUUGAAGAACUUCCACUCGUUCAAAAGCAACAAGCAGAAGAAGAGGAAGAGGAAGUUGUGUAUGUGGAUGAGUCUGGGCGCGAGAUUGGUCGAGGCCGCAGAGCUCGAAAUACCCUUCCCCGAGAACCUAGAUACAGUGUUCCUGGCGAGCGAGGGUUCGGUGACUAUGAUCACCCUUUAUGGUAUGGUGAUCACCUCCGCCAUCAGGAGAGCAGUCCUCGGCCACGAUACACACAGCCAGGGUAUCACUAUAGACCCGAGCCACCCAAUGCCCCUCACCGAGCUUACUAUGACCAUCGCGACACCCGCCCUCCUACGGAGUACCCUGCAGAGGUAUACGAGCUUGUCGAGGUUCGUCACCCUGACGGUGACUACUUUGUCAGACGUCCUAUCCGACGGGAUGAUAGACCUUAUUAUGCCUUUGAAUCUCAGCCGCCCCCAAGGGAGCAAAGCGUUUAUCCCACACAGCGAUAUGUUGAGGGUCCACCCGGUUAUAGGGUUGGUUCUCAAGGAAACGCUCCCAUCCCUCCAUCAGCACCGAGGCCCACAUACGAUGAUUAUGAUCCGCGAUAUCCUUAA